Paracoccidioides brasiliensis Pb18 is the source of this 1878-nucleotide messenger RNA. RefSeq lists its product as uncharacterized. Gene Ontology annotation, biological process: GPI anchor biosynthetic process. The record is from RefSeq and is a predicted model, not a curated record. The transcript has a single exon. Gene Ontology annotation, cellular component: endoplasmic reticulum. The coding region runs from base 1 to 1878 and encodes 625 amino acids.
AUGUCCCUCCAGACCUCCCUUUGCCAACUCCUCUCCAUCCUCCUCCCCAUCUCAAUAACAUCACUGACCUACCUCUACCUCUACCCAAUAUUCUGUGGCUGCAACUUCCCCCCCCCGGCCUCAAGCCCUUCCAGCCCUCCCGCUAUCCUAAAUACCCUCCGCCAACACAUCAACAUCCCUCUCGACCCCUCCCACUACACCCAAAUCGCACCUUUCCGUCUGCUCGUCCUAGCCGACCCCCAGCUGGAAGGGGAUACCUCCCUCCCAAACGCGAAUGACAGCCUCCUCAAUCGCCUCACCACAUACCGAGAAGCCGUCGUAUCGACAGAUACAUGGACGGACUUUCUAUCCGCAAUUCGUGGGAGCCUGCUUGACACUCUACUGGUCGAUAUCCCGUUCGCGUUUUCAGGGGCGCGCAAACGGUUAGAUCUUUUUGGAAAUGAUUUCUAUCUAGCGCAUAUAUACCGGUCGUUGCACUGGUGGACAAAGCCUACACAUGUUACUGUACUUGGUGAUCUUAUGGGAAGCCAAUGGGUGACGGAUGGUGAGUUUGAAUGGCGCGCGUGGAGGUUCUGGAACCGCGUUUUUGGCGCUGGGGUUAGGGUUGAUGAUGAGAUAACUGUUACGGGCGGUGAAGGGGUGCAUGGGAGGGAUGUGAAGGUGGAGGAAGUGUUAUUGGAUAGUGGUAGUGUACGGGCCAAUUCUGCGGUUGAAGCCUGGAAGAAUCGCAUCAUUAACGUUGCGGGGAAUCACGAUGUUGGAUAUGCGGGCGAUAUUAGCGAGGCACGCAUGGAGCGCUUCGAUAGGGUCUUUGGUCGGGCGAAUUGGGAUAUCAGGUUCCGCUAUCCGGCUGCUCGGGAUAACCUUACGACAUCGCCUCAUGGAGCUGGUACUAUUACCACCACCACCUCUGCAGCUCCUACCAGUCCCACAGAUGAACUAUCACCAUCACCCAGUUCCACCACCACCCCCUCAAUCCACCUCGUCGUACUAAACAGUCUCAUCUUGGACACCCCCGCCCUCUCCCCAUCCAUCCAAUCACACACCUACGACUUCCUCAACGACGUGAUCCAACAACGAUCCCAACCAGUCGAGGAUCGAAGCUCCUUCACGCUCCUCCUAACCCACCUCCCACUCCAUAAGCAUCAGGGAGUCUGCUUCGAUGGCCCCUUUUUCAGCUUCUACGACAAUGACGACGAAAAGCCUCCAGAGGGCCAGGGGCCGAGGUUUAAAGCUGGUGGCUUACGCGAGCAGAAUCAUCUCAGUCCACAUGCUAGUCAGAUGGGAAUAUUGCAGGGGCUGUUUGGGUUGAGCGGGGAUUCAAAUGCUCCUGCUAAGGGGAAGGGUCGGAAUGGACUGGUAUUGACUGGUCAUGAUCAUGUUGGAUGUGACGUUUUGCAUUUCGUAAAUCGAUCUGUGACACAAGACGGUGCGGAGGGGGUUCUAUCACCUGGUUGGUCUUGGGAGGCUAAAAGGUAUCCUCGUCAUAAAUCGCAUUCCUUGCCAUCAUUGGAGGAGGAGGAGGAUGAUACGCCUAGCAUUCGAGAAGUUACCCUCCGCUCAAUGAUGGGUGAAUUUGGCGGUAAUGCUGGCUUCCUAUCUCUGUGGUUUGACUCCGAUCCCUCUGUGGAGGAAUGGAGGUAUGAGAUUUCCACAUGUCGGUUGGGAGUGCAGCAUAUCUGGUGGACCAUUCAUGUUGUUGGGGCCGUCACCGCUAUUUUAGUUAUAAUUUCAGGGGUAUUGAGCGUUUGGGGGUGGUUGGUUAGCAGUUCCCCAGGUGGAGCUGUUACAGAAUCAACAGCAAAGGGGUGGAAGAGUGGUGGUGCGGGUUUGAAGAAGACGUCUCGCGGUGUGAAAGCCCCCCCCCCCCCCCGAUAG